Molecule: messenger RNA, 3560 nt
Organism: Castor canadensis (American beaver)
Lineage: Eukaryota; Metazoa; Chordata; Mammalia; Rodentia; Castoridae
Source: RefSeq, a predicted model, not a curated record
UAAAUCUGAUAUGUCUCGCUUGCGAUUAGCUGCUGGUAGUGCCAUAAUGAAGCUUGCUCAGGAACCUUGUUACCAUGAAAUUAUUACCCCAGAACAGUUUCAGCUCUGUGCACUUGUUAUUAAUGAUGAAUGUUACCAAGUAAGGCAGAUAUUUGCUCAGAAGUUACAUAAGGCACUUGUGAAGUUACUGCUCCCUUUGGAGUAUAUGGCGAUCUUUGCCUUGUGUGCCAAAGAUCCUGUGAAGGAGAGAAGAGCACAUGCACGACAGUGUUUGCUAAAAAACAUCAGUAUACGCAGGGAGUACAUUAAACAGAACCCUAUGGCUACUGAGAAAUUGCUAUCACUGUUGCCUGAAUAUGUAGUUCCCUAUAUGAUUCACCUGCUAGCCCAUGAUCCUGAUUUUACAAGAUCACAAGAUGUUGAUCAGCUUCGUGAUAUCAAAGAGUGCCUGUGGUUCAUGCUUGAAGUUCUAAUGACAAAGAAUGAGAACAACAGCCAUGCCUUUAUGAAGAAGAUGGCAGAGAGCAUCAAGUUAACCAGAGAUGCCCAGUCUCCAGAUGAAUCCAAAACAAAUGAAAAACUUUAUACGGUAUGUGAUGUGGCCCUGUGUGUUAUAAACAGUAAAAGUGCUUUGUGCAAUGCAGAUUCACCAAAGGACCCGGUCCUCCCAAUGAAAUUUUUUACACAACCUGAAAAGGACUUUUGUAAUGACAAGAGUUAUAUUUCAGAAGAGACAAGAGUACUUCUGUUAACAGGAAAGCCAAAGCCCACUGGAGUACUAGGUACCGUAAACAAGCCUUUGUCAGCAACGGGAAGGAAGCCCUAUGUUAGAAGCACUGGCACUGAGACCGGAAGCAAUAUUAACGUCAAUUCAGAGCUGAACCCUGCAACUGGGAAUCGUUCAAGGGAACAGAGUUCAGACGCAGCAGAAACCGGCGUUAGUGAAAAUGAAGAGAACCCUGUGAGAAUUAUUUCCGUAACACCCGUAAAGAAUAUUGACCCUGUAAAGAAUAAGGAAAUCAUUUCUGACCAGGCUACCCAGGGCAACAUCAGCAGUGACCGAGGAAAGAAAAGAACGGUACCAGCAGCCGGUGCAGAGAAUAUCCAACAGGAAACAGAUGGCAAAGUAGAUGAAUCAGGACCACCUGCCCCUUCCAAACCCAGGAGAGGACGGCGACCCAAGUCUGAGUCUCAGGGCAAUUCAACCAAAAAUGAUGAUACAACUAAACCCAGUAGCAAGGGACGGAAGAGAGCUGCCGUCAGCCAAGAGAGCCCUGGGAGUAUAGAAGCAGGUAAUGCCAAAGCGCCCAAACUGCAAGAUGGAGCCAAAAAGGCAGCACCAGCAGAAAGGCAAAUUGAUUUACAAAGUUGGACCUUGGCAGCGUUAUAAGGAAGGUUGAGGGGUUUGCUGUUAGUUUUCAGCGUUGUGCUGUUGGGAAGUGAGUGUCUCGGAUUUCAUCUGGGCUCAGCUUUUCUCCUUAUUUGAGAGACAACCGUUGCUUCAGUACACCGCGCUCCUUGGCAUUGUUCAGCGUAGGUGAUGUGUGCACUCUGUGUGCACUAAUCAUAUUUAAGUUUUUGCGUGAAAUAAAUGCUUCUAGAUGUCAUAUGGUAGUCUUUUUUUAAAAUCUUUUUAUCAUAUUAUGCUUUCUUGUGAAUUUUUUUAUGUGAAAGGGCUAACAUCAAAGAACAUAAUUACAGUCAACUCUAUUAUCUAUAUAGAACAGUGACUGUACCUCAGGUUGUUAAUUUUGUCAUGACCAUGGUCUUACAAAAGGAGGUGGCACCUGCAGGACUGCUUGAGGAGGGUCUUGAAAUUCAUCCUUUCUCACAUGCAGUUCUGUCCCACCUCCACUGCCUCCUUCAGGCUCAUCCCAAACCCCUAGCAGAAUUGCUGUUUCUUACUCAUACCUGGUGCGGGGUAGGGGAGAAGAACAUUUGCAUUGCAACUUGGUCUUGAUAGGCUAUAGUCCAUUUAGCAUGUUAAAAAACACAAUGAAAUUAUCAUAAAAUGAUGAUUACAUUACAACUGAAAUUUGCUAGUAGUAAAAGUCACUCGUGUUCUCAUAGAUAAUGAAGCGUUGGCUGUAAAUUGAGUGGAGGAUGGGUAAUUCUUUUUAAGUAUGUAUAUCUAUAUGCACAUUUAUGUGGCAGAAAAUUGUUAGGAAACAACAGAUACCAAUGAUAAAAGACAACUGUCUUUUCACAUGGCAGAAAAGCCCUACUCCUAUCACCUCUUCAUAGCCCUUUAGAAAGUAUAAAAUACUGCCUCCAAUGUGACCAGAGUAUCUAUGCAUAAGCAUCAACAGAGUCCCUUGAGCAAUCAGUUGUUUGUAUUCAAUUUAGAAAGAGUUUUAAGUUCUCUUAGCAUCAGACGACUUGAUUCUUACACACUGAUUCGUCACCUACAAAAAGUGCAUUGAAAGUCAUCCAGGGAGCUGUGUGGUGCUGGGUAUUUCAUCAUGGAGUAAGAGAAAGAAAGUUCCAAAGUGCUAAGUCACACCCAACAAAAUGUAGCACAAUCACUUGCAUCAAUUUAAGGCUCUUUAGGUUUUUGCAGGAGAUGAGUAAACCUAAAAAAAGAUGUGUUCCUCAGAGGUACGGAAAUGGUCCCCCCCGAUUUUGUAAAAUGACACAGUGUUUGGCACUAUGGGAGGGACAGUAAGAUGGUAGAAUGACUAAGUGAACAGAGGGAGACUUAGUUACAGGAAAUUUGUCAAUUUCCUUUGAAAAGGAAAAGGUAAAAUCUCUUGGGAAUUUGGUAUUCACAUCUCAGAGAAAUACAACACAGAAGUGCAGACUUAUAUUUGAAAAUAAUGUAACCCUUUGUGUCUAGUUUGAAGCUUCUUGUAUUUGUCUAAAACCACAAGCCAGAAUUUUGUAUCUCCUUUGAUAAAAAGUGUGUAUAAUGUAAAGUAGUUUUGCAUAUUCCUGUGCUGCACAUGGGCUGAAUUUUUAGAAUUUUUUUAAAGACUUGAAGCAGUACCUUGUAAUUUGUGUAAAUGACGAGUGUAAAAUCCUACCAUAAAAUGCUAAAAAUAUGCAUUGUUUCGAAUAAAACCAAGAAAUGCAGCAGUAUGUGGCAGUGUGGAGCCCUGAAUGUUCCUCAAAAGUCGGUGAGGUGUCUUGGCAUGUUUUCCCUUCAGUUUCCACAGUAUGCACAUCCUGAUGGCAAAUCAAAUGCCAUCUUCAGACUUCAGUUUAGGGACUCUGAUCUGCCUUACAGUGACUGAGAAGGAAAAUGAUGGAGGCUGAAUUCUGAGGGACUUUUGGAAAAUGUUAAAACUUAUUCUUUUCCCUAAGAUUUUUAAAACAACCUUCAUUCACACUAUUCUGUGAUAAAUGAUUUAUCACAACUCGUGGACAUGCGUUAGUGCAACAAAGUUCAGAGUGAGCAGAUCCCGCACAGGUUUCAGGAGUGAGAGGUAAGAGAGGCCAUCACCUUUUGAGUUUUAUUGUUAAUGGGUGUAUCUUUCCACACCCUGAUGGUCGUUCAAUUAUUCCUUUCAUAUUUGUGAGUUUCACAACCCACGGAUUCAACCAACUGCAGUGGAACAUAU